This is a messenger RNA of Manis javanica (Malayan pangolin), 3356 nucleotides long. It is a transcript of the gene FAM209A, whose product is annotated as family with sequence similarity 209 member A. NCBI's taxonomy places the organism in Eukaryota, Metazoa, Chordata, Mammalia, Pholidota, Manidae. The record is from RefSeq and is a predicted model, not a curated record.
UCACAGCUCAGAUGAACAGGAACAACUCGGCUAUCCGGCAUGAGCCUCUGACGGUCACAGGGCACGCCGUCCUGCCCAUGGCCAUAGGCGUUAGGCCAGCUGCUUCCCAUAUGGGCAACUUAAGUAGUAGCCCCUCAUGAUGAAUGGAUUUAUUUAGCUGCUAUUUUCUAAUCAACCCUUUGGACUUGAAUCUCCACAAGCCCCACCUGACCAGCUCCUGCAGGAAGCCCCCCGUGCCCUCCUCACCGGCAGCACGGAGCAUCAGCAGCCUGACACCACACUGUCUUCCCUGGGUGGUUUCCAUCUUAACAGAACAUCUUUGCUGCUGCCCAGAGCUCAGCAUGGUUGGCGGCCCAGAGAGGUGAAGCUCCGCAGAACGCUUUAUUCCUAGGGAGAGAGUCUGAAUCAGAUGACCCAAGGGAACAGGUACAAGCCUGUGUUCCAUUAACCUGGAUUUUACUAUUUCAUGUCAUUUUUAAAACUGAAGAUUUCAAGUCCAGUGAGCCCUAGUUUUACUCCUGGCAUCAGCCUCAGUGUCAUACAAACUGGGUCCUUCUCACCUUGGGGUCUUCACCCAGGCCUUGGUGCCACCGCCUCCUCCCCAUGUUAUCCAGCCAACUCCUGACCAGGCCUCAGACAAUACCUGAGUGACCUUUUGGGGAAAACCCUCCUGCAUAGUCUAACCUAGCACCAUCCCCUUGUGCUAUUCUCUUUAAGUCCUCUGUUCUUACCACAACUUUAAUGAAAUUAUACUGUUAAUUAAUGCAGGGAUACACACUCAGGUAUAGUCAGAGCAUGCGAGUGCGAGGCAAUAGGGAGUGGUAGGGACUGGAGAGAGUGUGGCUGUCAGGAGACCCUGCUUCUGUUUGGCUCCAGCUGAGGGUGGCCCAGUGUUAGCAGAUCUUCCAUAUUUGAAAAAGAAGCCAGAACUCUUGGUUUUAAAAGUGAAGUCCCUCCCAACAUUUAAAUAUUGGCAAAUAAUUAUUUUAGAAACAAGGCAGACUAAACAAAACACAUCAGUGGCUCCUAGUUCGUAGCCUAUGGUUCAAUAUCCUUCUUCCCCACUCGCUUUCAGUUCCACAGGGACACAUGCCACGUCUGCCCGCGCACUACAUUGUCUGGAUUCAACAAACAAAAAACAGACACAGGUGAUGGCCUCUCCCAGGAGAGCACCAGUCAGACAGAACCUGGCAAGGAGGUGGCAUUCCAUCAUUCCCAUCCUCUUACUGCCUGCUGGAAAUUUCUCCUCUCCUUCUAAGCCCCGCUCCCAGGCAGCCCCUUGUCCUGAACACUGAGGUCAUCACUAUGGCCAGAGCUGCACUGUGACAUCACAGGGCCUCUGUGACAUCACCAAGGGCGCGGCCCGAGGGAGGCGGUCUCCAGGUAUGAGGGCAAACACUCCAACCAUGUGGACACGGAAAUGGUUCUUGUUCUUGCCUCUGUGCUUUUCCUGCACCUACACCUUCAUGUUUUCCUUUCUGAGCAGCAAAGCCAAAGAACCCCAGGGGAAGGUACCCCACGGAGGGCACUUUCGGAUCAGGCAGGGACUACCGGAGCACACCCAAGGCUGGCUUGGGAGCAUAUGGCUCUGGCUUUUCUUUGUUAUGCUGUGCGUGAUACUGAAAUUUCUAGGAAAGAGUGAGAACAGUAAGGAGCCAAAUCCUCGUGACCUUGGAGGCUGUUCAUUACACUCUCCACUAAAGAAAGAUCAAAACGCUUCCCCCAGUCAAAGCCAUGCAUUCAACACCCUAACCGAGCUCGAGAUGGACCUUAUCAAAUUAGUGUCCAAAGUGCGGAAUCUGAGAGUCGCCAUGGCAGCUGGCAGUGACCCCGAGCUGCAGAACUUGGAGAUGCCUGAAAACCCACACAAUGUUACCAUUUAUGACAUAUGGUGUGAAGACUGAUUGAAUGGAUUCAGGUAUCCCAAGUAGGAGAGAAAAGGUUGAGUGUUGACAGACUAAUAAAAGUAUUCUGAAGAAAAAGAAUUCUGGAAUUUGAGACCUUUUUCCCCUUUUUCCUCUUUUUCCAAACUUGAAGAAAAAAAUAAAUGUGGGACCAGCAGCCAUGGCAGUUGUUUUCUUUAUUCUGCCUUUCUUACUUGCUGUAAGCUGAGCUGUGACAUGGCAUCAGCAGCGACAUAGCAGAUAGGGGGAUGAAGGGGCAGUUCUGGGCUCUGGGGGACGAAGGGACGGUUCUGGGCUCCAGCUCUGCAGCCUCUGUGGGAUGAUAAGGUUUGGGAAAUGUGAGAUAAGAUGCUGAUACUGUUUUCAUGGUAGCUAUCUUUACAGUAGCUAUUUGUGUAAAAGAUGGGACCAGGUCUUAUCUCUAAUUUAUUACAUUACAAAGGACAACCUUAAUUAUAGGUUUAAAAAUGAUAAAAUGAUUGAAUUAGGAGGGUGUGUGUGUCAAGGGGACGGGAAUCCUAGAGUCAUUUGAUUUUCUUAACCACCAGAAAAGUCGUCCUAAUCAUUGAAUCUCAUGGAUUACGUGUGUUCACUCUUUCUUCUACCAAACUGGCAGUUACAUGUCUAACUGGACUAAGAAAAACAGAGAAACAGCCCAUAUUCUCAAUGUAAUUUGGAUACAGAUGAGCUAAUCAGGGAUUCCCAAAUUAGUUGAUAUGAAUGUUCUUUAUAAUAUUUAAAAAAUGAAAAUACUUAAAAAAUUUUUAAAUAUGGGUAUUUUGGCAUGUUUGUAUGGCCAAUGGAAACUGUACUUACUCAAGGCUGUUAGCUUACCGACCCCUGGCCGAAGCCCACUUGAUAAUGUCAUGGAUGUGCAGAUGCGGACCUAGAGAGCAGUUUCUGGGGGAAACCACGGAAAUUCCCUUAUUUCUACUUCAGUCCAAAUGAAGGUGUCCUUAAUCUCCAUUCCCUUCCGUUCCAGCCGCAAAGAGCGAAUUUCCAUGACUUGAGCUGAGUCUUCAGGACCUGCCCUCCCACCGGGUUUAGGCCUCAGAUGAGAGCUGCCCACUUCCCCCUUGUCGUUGUCUGUCUUUGAGGAGUGGUCCCUGGACCCUUCACUCUGGUCUUGACCAGUUUACAGGGUGGGAGUAGUGGGAGGGGCCGAGAUGACUCCUCCCUGCCUUCUGUAUUCUCAGGGUUAGCAACAAACAGGCCAUGGGAGUUAUUUUCCCAGCACGCUCUGAAGAAGUUCAGAUAAGCAAAUCUUUAACUUUUAACCUGUGAUCUGCAUAUGGGACAGAUUUUAGAUCAGAAUGGAGACAAUCUAAAAGGCCAGGGGUCAGCGAACCAUGGUUCAUGGGACAAAUCCAGUCUUCAUGUGGCCCAUGAGCUUGUAAAAACGCUUUGUAUGUUUUCAAAUGGUUGGAGGAAAUAAAGAUGAAUAAUAUGACA